UCUCUAUGGCCAAGAUGGUGAUCGUGCAAGUGUACGGCAUUACACUAGUGCUGCAAAGGAAUCAACUAUAUCAGAUAAUGGUGAAUGGAUUACUGACCAACAUUCCUGUAAGUCUGGAUGAUGGAAAAGUGAGGGUCCAGCGAGAAGGCAAUCAAAACGUAAUAUUAACAGACUUUGGCCUGAGAGUUUCCUACAACAUGAUUUAUCAUGUCGCCAUUACACUCCCAAGCAGCUAUGCAGGAAAGACCUGCGGCUUAUGCGGAAACUUUAAUGGUGAUAAGAAUGACGAAUUCCUGUUACCAAAUGGCAAGGAAACCAAAGAACUGAAAACAUUUGUAGCUGCAUGGAAAGUACCUGUUCCUGGUAUUGUGUGUGAUGACGGCUGCAGUGGUGCUUUCUGCCCAGAAUGCCCUGAAGAUAAGAAAGCUGCAUUUGAAAAGGACUGUAGUAUUCUUAUCAAUCCUGAAGGUCCAUUUGCUGCCUGUCACAGCGUAAUUAACCCUGAUUCCUACUUCAACGACUGUGCCUACGAUGUCUGCAUGGGCGAAGGAAAUAAAAAUAUGCUCUGUCAAGACAUUGCUGCAUACAUGACUGCCUGUCAGGAUGCAGGCGUUAAUGUUAAAAAUUGGAGAACACCAACAUUUUGUCCUCUUACCUGUCCUGCCAACAGUGUCUAUGAAAUCUGUGCAAAGGGAUGUGACACACCUUGUCCUGGCCUUACUGAUGUAAUGAAGUGUAAUAUUCAGACCUGUGCUGAAGGCUGCAUUUGUAAAUCUGGAUUCUUUAACAAUGGGACUGGCUGCGUUACAGCAGAUCAGUGUGGCUGCUAUGAGAAUGGACACACCUAUAAGAUUAAUCAGACUGUCAUCACAGAAUCUUGCCAAGAAAGUUUGACCUGUCUUCCCUCUGGAAAAGUGCAUCAUGAAACCAUAGAAUGCAGUUCUAUUGAAGUCUGUGAGGUAAAGAAUGCAGUUCGUGGCUGCUAUCCAAAUCCUAAUGCUUCAUCAGGUAUCUGUUGGGUCAUGGGAGACCCACACUAUCGUACUUUUGAUGGCGAGUACUACAACUUCAUGGGCAACUGUACCUACAUUCUGGCCAAAAACUGCCAUGUAGACAAUGAUCACCCAGCAUUUGAAAUCCAGGCCAUGAAUAAACGCACUGGAAGCUCAAAAGGCACCAGUGUCAGUGGAGUCAACAUUCAAGUCUAUGGUCAAACUAUCACCAUUAUCCAACAUGAGAAUGGGUUUGUCAGAAUUCGUGAUUCACUUUGGUGCCUUCCAAUCUCCUUGGACAAUGGCAGAGUAACUCUUCAGCAAAGUGGCCUGUUGGUUAUAAUCAAGACAGACUUUGGAUUGUCAGUGCAGUAUGAUUGGGAUCAGUAUUUAGUGGUGAGGAUACCAGUUAGCUUUGUGGGAAGGAUGUGUGGCAUGUGUGGGAACUUCAAUGGAAUAAAAGGUGAUGACCUUACCACUCCCAAUGGCAGCGUAGCAAGCAGUAUUCCACAACUGGGAAAGAGCUGGAUAGUACCAGGUUUUGUGGGUGAAGCUUAUUGUACAGAUGAUUGUGUUGGUCAGUGUGAGAGCUGCCAGGGAGAACCAUGGAUUGAACGUCUAGCAGCAGAGUCCUUCUGUCGCUUGGCCACCAUUCUAACUGAUGGUCCAUUACGCGAUUGCAACUCUCUCAUUGACCCCAAGGUUUUUUAUGAAAAUUGCCUUCUGGACUACUGUUUGGGAAAAGGAUUGAAGAAAUUUCUAUGUAAGACAGCAGAGAUUUAUACAGAUGCUUGUCAGCAAGCUGGCAUUCAUGUGCACGACUGGAGACACAUCAUUGGCUGUCCUACCCCUAAAUGCCCAGCAAACAGUCACUUUGAGUCCUGUGCCUGUCCUGCUACCUGUGAGAAUCGCACUCCUUCUGCUGAAUGCAAAGCAAACUGUGUCGAGGCUUGCACUUGUGAUGAUGGAUACUUGUGGAGUGGAAACAAGUGUGUCCCGAAGUCUCAGUGUGGCUGUAUGUACAAAAGUGGAGGUGAGGAGCGUUACUUACAGGCUGGAGAAUCCAUCUGGGCUGAUGACAAGUGCACCAAAAACUGUACCUGCAACCCAACAAAUGGUCAAGUCGUAUGUGAAACCAGCAGCUGCUCAGGUGGAACAGAAUGCAGUGUCGUCAAUGGGAUCAGAGCCUGCCAUCCAGUACAUCAGGCCACCUGUAUUAUUCAUGGAGAUCCUCACUACAACACAUUCGACAACAGAACCUACAGCUUCCAGGGCACUUGUACUUACACUGCUGCUCAGGGCUGCCACCUGGAAGGAACACACCUCACUCCAUUUGCAGUGAUAGUAGAAAACGCAAAGUGGAAUGAGAUCCAAGCCAGUCCAAAUGUCUCUAUGGCCAAGAUGGUGAUCGUGCAAGUGUACGGCAUUACACUAGUGCUGCAAAGGAAUCAACUAUAUCAGAUAAUGGUGAAUGGAUUACUGACCAACAUUCCUGUAAGUCUGGAUGAUGGAAAAGUGAGGGUCCAGCGAGAAGGCAAUCAAAACGUAAUAUUAACAGACUUUGGCCUGAGAGUUUCCUACAACAUGAUUUAUCAUGUCGCCAUUACACUCCCAAGCAGCUAUGCAGGAAAGACCUGCGGCUUAUGCGGAAACUUUAAUGGUGAUAAGAAUGACGAAUUCCUGUUACCAAAUGGCAAGGAAACCAAAGAACUGAAAACAUUUGUAGCUGCAUGGAAAGUACCUGUUCCUGGUAUUGUGUGUGAUGACGGCUGCAGUGGUGCUUUCUGCCCAGAAUGCCCUGAAGAUAAGAAAGCUGCAUUUGAAAAGGACUGUAGUAUUCUUAUCAAUCCUGAAGGUCCAUUUGCUGCCUGUUACAGCGUAAUUAACCCUGAUUCCUACUUCAACGACUGUGCCUACGAUGUCUGCAUGGGCGAAGGAAAUAAAAAUAUGCUCUGUCAAGACAUUGCUGCAUACAUGACUGCCUGUCAGGAUGCAGGCGUUAAUGUUAAAAAUUGGAGAACACCAACAUUUUGUCCUCUUACCUGUCCUGCCAACAGCGUCUAUGAAAUCUGUGCAAAGGGAUGUGACACACCUUGUCCUGGCCUUGCUGAUGUAAUGAAGUGUAAUAUUCAGACCUGUGCUGAAGGCUGCAUUUGUAAAUCUGGAUUCUUUAACAAUGGGACUGGCUGCGUUACAGCAGAUCAGUGUGGCUGCUAUGAGAAUGGACACACCUAUAAGAUUAACCAGACUGUCAUCACAGAAUCUUGCCAAGAAAGUUUGACCUGUCUUCCCUCUGGAAAAGUGCAUCAUGAAACCAUAGAAUGCAGUUCUAUUGAAGUCUGUGAGGUAAAGAAUGCAGUUCGUGGCUGCUAUCCAAAUCCUAAUGCUUCAUCAGGUAUCUGUUGGGUCAUGGGAGACCCACACUAUCGUACUUUUGAUGGCGAGUAUUACACCUUCAUGGGCAACUGUACCUACAUUCUGGCCAAAAACUGCCAUGUAGACAAUGAUCACCCAGCAUUUGAAAUCCAGGCCAUGAAUAAACGCACUGGAAUCUCAAAAGGCACCAGUGUCAGUGGAGUCAACAUUCAAGUCUAUGGUCAAACCAUCACCAUUAUCCAACAUGAGAAUGGGUUUGUCAGAAUUCGUGAUUCACUUUGGUGCCUUCCAAUCUCCUUGGACAAUGGCAGAGUAACUCUUCAGCAAAGUGGCCUGUUGGUUAUAAUCAAGACAGACUUUGGAUUGUCAGUGCAGUAUGAUUGGGAUCAGUAUUUAGUGGUGAGGAUACCAGUUAGCUUUGUGGGAAGGAUGUGUGGCAUGUGUGGGAACUUCAAUGGAAUAAAAGGUGAUGACCUUACCACUCCCAAUGGCAGCGUAGCAAGCAGUAUUCCACAACUGGGAAAGAGCUGGAGAGUACCAGGUUUUGUGGGUGAUGCUUAUUGUACAGAUGAUUGUGUUGGUCAGUGUGAGAGCUGCCAGGGAGAUUCAUGGAUUGAACGUCUAGCAGCAGAGUCCUUCUGUCGCUUGGCCACCAUUCUAACUGAUGGUCCAUUACGCGAUUGCAACUCUCUCAUUGACCCCAAGGUUUUUUAUGAAAAUUGCCUUCUGGACUACUGUUUGGGAAAAGGAUUGAAGAAAUUUCUAUGUAAGACAGCAGAGAUUUAUACAGAUGCUUGUCAGCAAGCUGGCAUUCAUGUGCACGACUGGAGACACAUCAUUGGCUGUCCUACCCCUAAAUGCCCAGCAAACAGUCACUUUGAGUCCUGUGCCUGUCCUGCUACCUGUGAGAAUCGCACUCCUUCUGCUGAAUGCAAAGCAAACUGUGUCGAGGCUUGCACUUGUGAUGAUGGAUACUUGUGGAGUGGAAACAAGUGUGUCCCGAAGUCUCAGUGUGGCUGUAUGUACAAAAGUGGAGGUGAGGAGCGUUACUUACAGGCUGGAGAAUCCAUCUGGGCUGAUGACAAGUGCACCAAAAACUGUACCUGCAACCCAACAAAUGGUCAAGUCGUAUGUGAAACCAGCAGCUGCUCAGGUGGAACAGAAUGCAGUGUCGUCAAUGGGAUCAGAGCCUGCCAUCCAGUACAUCAGGCCACCUGUAUUAUUCAUGGAGAUCCUCACUACAACACAUUCGACAACAGAACCUACAGCUUCCAGGGCACUUGUACUUACACUGCUGCUCAGGGCUGCCACCUGGAAGGAACACACCUCACUCCAUUUGCAGUGAUAGUAGAAAACGCAAAGUGGAAUGAGAUCCAAGCCAGUCCAAAUGUCUCUAUGGCCAAGAUGGUGAUCGUGCAAGUGUACGGCAUUACACUAGUGCUGCAAAGGAAUCAACUAUAUCAGAUAAUGGUGAAUGGAUUACUGACCAACAUUCCUGUAAGUCUGGAUGAUGGAAAAGUGAGGGUCCAGCGAGAAGGCAAUCAAAACGUAAUAUUAACAGACUUUGGCCUGAGAGUUUCCUACAACAUGAUUUAUCAUGUCGCCAUUAGACUCCCAAGCAGCUAUGCAGGAAAGACCUGCGGCUUAUGCGGAAACUUUAAUGGUGAUAAGAAUGACGAAUUCCUGUUACCAAAUGGCAAGGAAACCAAAGAACUGAAAACAUUUGUAGCUGCAUGGAAAGUACCUGUUCCUGGUAUUGUGUGUGAUGACGGCUGCAGUGGUGCUUUCUGCCCAGAAUGCCCUGAAGAUAAGAAAGCUGCAUUUGAAAAGGACUGUAGUAUUCUUAUCAAUCCUGAAGGUCCAUUUGCUGCCUGUUACAGCGUAAUUAACCCUGAUUCCUACUUCAACGACUGUGCCUACGAUGUCUGCAUGGGCGAAGGAAAUAAAAAUAUGCUCUGUCAAGACAUUGCUGCAUACAUGACUGCCUGUCAGGAUGCAGGCGUUAAUGUUAAAAAUUGGAGAACACCAACAUUUUGUCCUCUUACCUGUCCUGCCAACAGUGUCUAUGAAAUCUGUGCAAAGGGAUGUGACACACCUUGUCCUGGCCUUGCUGAUGUAAUGAAGUGUAAUAUUCAGACCUGUGCUGAAGGCUGCAUUUGUAAAUCUGGAUUCUUUAACAAUGGGACUGGCUGCGUUACAGCAGAUCAGUGUGGCUGCUAUGAGAAUGGACACACCUAUAAGAUUAACCAGACUGUCAUCACAGAAUCUUGCCAAGAAAGUUUGACCUGUCUUCCCUCUGGAAAAGUGCAUCAUGAAACCAUAGAAUGCAGUUCUAUUGAAGUCUGUGAGGUAAAGAAUGCAGUUCGUGGCUGCUAUCCAAAUCCUAAUGCUUCAUCAGGUAUCUGUUGGGUCAUGGGAGACCCACACUAUCGUACUUUUGAUGGCGAGUAUUACACCUUCAUGGGCAACUGUACCUACAUUCUGGCCAAAAACUGCCAUGUAGACAAUGAUCACCCAGCAUUUGAAAUCCAGGCCAUGAAUAAACGCACUGGAAUCUCAAAAGGCACCAGUGUCAGUGGAGUCAACAUUCAAGUCUAUGGUCAAACCAUCACCAUUAUCCAACAUGAGAAUGGGUUUGUCAGAAUUCGUGAUUCACUUUGGUGCCUUCCAAUCUCCUUGGACAAUGGCAGAGUAACUCUUCAGCAAAGUGGCCUGUUGGUUAUAAUCAAGACAGACUUUGGAUUGUCAGUGCAGUAUGAUUGGGAUCAGUAUUUAGUGGUGAGGAUACCAGUUAGCUUUGUGGGAAGGAUGUGUGGCAUGUGUGGGAACUUCAAUGGAAUAAAAGGUGAUGACUUUACCACUCCCAAUGGCAGCGUAGCAAGCAGUAUUCCACAACUGGGAAAGAGCUGGAGAGUACCAGGUUUUGUGGGUGAUGCUUAUUGUACAGAUGAUUGUGUUGGUCAGUGUGAGAGCUGCCAGGGAGAUUCAUGGAUUGAACGUCUAGCAGCAGAGUCCUUCUGUCGCUUGGCCACCAUUCUAACUGAUGGUCCAUUACGCGAUUGCAACUCUCUCAUUGACCCCAAGGUUUUUUAUGAAAAUUGCCUUCUGGACUACUGUUUGGGAAAAGGAUUGAAGAAAUUUCUAUGUAAGACAGCAGAGAUUUAUACAGAUGCUUGUCAGCAAGCUGGCAUUCAUGUGCACGACUGGAGACACAUCAUUGGCUGUCCUACCCCUAAAUGCCCAGCAAACAGUCACUUUGAGUCCUGUGCCUGUCCUGCUACCUGUGAGAAUCGCACUCCUUCUGCUGAAUGCAAAGCAAACUGUGUCGAGGCUUGCACUUGUGAUGAUGGAUACUUGUGGAGUGGAAACAAGUGUGUCCCGAAGUCUCAGUGUGGCUGUAUGUACAAAAGUGGAGGUGAGGAGCGUUACUUACAGGCUGGAGAAUCCAUCUGGGCUGAUGACAAGUGCACCAAAAACUGUACCUGCAACCCAACAAAUGGUCAAGUCGUAUGUGAAACCAGCAGCUGCUCAGGUGGAACAGAAUGCAGUGUCGUCAAUGGGAUCAGAGCCUGCCAUCCAGUACAUCAGGCCACCUGUAUUAUUCAUGGAGAUCCUCACUACAACACAUUCGACAACAGAACCUACAGCUUCCAGGGCACUUGUACUUACACUGCUGCUCAGGGCUGCCACCUGGAAGGAACACACCUCACUCCAUUUGCAGUGAUAGUAGAAAACGCAAAGUGGAAUGAGAUCCAAGCCAGUCCAAAUGUCUCUAUGGCCAAGAUGGUGAUCGUGCAAGUGUACGGCAUUACACUAGUGCUGCAAAGGAAUCAACUAUAUCAGAUAAUGGUGAAUGGAUUACUGACCAACAUUCCUGUAAGUCUGGAUGAUGGAAAAGUGAGGGUCCAGCGAGAAGGCAAUCAAAACGUAAUAUUAACAGACUUUGGCCUGAGAGUUUCCUACAACAUGAUUUAUCAUGUCGCCAUUAGACUCCCAAGCAGCUAUGCAGGAAAGACCUGCGGCUUAUGCGGAAACUUUAAUGGUGAUAAGAAUGACGAAUUCCUGUUACCAAAUGGCAAGGAAACCAAAGAACUGAAAACAUUUGUAGCUGCAUGGAAAGUACCUGUUCCUGGUAUUGUGUGUGAUGACGGCUGCAGUGGUGCUUUCUGCCCAGAAUGCCCUGAAGAUAAGAAAGCUGCAUUUGAAAAGGACUGUAGUAUUCUUAUCAAUCCUGAAGGUCCAUUUGCUGCCUGUUACAGCGUAAUUAACCCUGAUUCCUACUUCAACGACUGUGCCUACGAUGUCUGCAUGGGCGAAGGAAAUAAAAAUAUGCUCUGUCAAGACAUUGCUGCAUACAUGACUGCCUGUCAGGAUGCAGGCGUUAAUGUUAAAAAUUGGAGAACACCAACAUUUUGUCCUCUUACCUGUCCUGCCAACAGCGUCUAUGAAAUCUGUGCAAAGGGAUGUGACACACCUUGUCCUGGCCUUGCUGAUGUAAUGAAGUGUAAUAUUCAGACCUGUGCUGAAGGCUGCAUUUGUAAAUCUGGAUUCUUUAACAAUGGGACUGGCUGCGUUACAGCAGAUCAGUGUGGCUGCUAUGAGAAUGGACACACCUAUAAGAUUAAUCAGACUGUCAUCACAGAAUCUUGCCAAGAAAGUUUGACCUGUCUUCCCUCUGGAAAAGUGCAUCAUGAAACCAUAGAAUGCAGUUCUAUUGAAGUCUGUGAGGUAAAGAAUGCAGUUCGUGGCUGCUAUCCAAAUCCUAAUGCUUCAUCAGGUAUCUGUUGGGUCAUGGGAGACCCACACUAUCGUACUUUUGAUGGCGAGUACUACAACUUCAUGGGCAACUGUACCUACAUUCUGGCCAAAAACUGCCAUGUAGACAAUGAUCACCCAGCAUUUGAAAUCCAGGCCAUGAAUAAACGCACUGGAAGCUCAAAAGGCACCAGUGUCAGUGGAGUCAACAUUCAAGUCUAUGGUCAAACUAUCACCAUUAUCCAACAUGAGAAUGGGUUUGUCAGAAUUCGUGAUUCACUUUGGUGCCUUCCAAUCUCCUUGGACAAUGGCAGAGUAACUCUUCAGCAAAGUGGCCUGUUGGUUAUAAUCAAGACAGACUUUGGAUUGUCAGUGCAGUAUGAUUGGGAUCAGUAUUUAGUGGUGAGGAUACCAGUUAGCUUUGUGGGAAGGAUGUGUGGCAUGUGUGGGAACUUCAAUGGAAUAAAAGGUGAUGACCUUACCACUCCCAAUGGCAGCGUAGCAAGCAGUAUUCCACAACUGGGAAAGAGCUGGAUAGUACCAGGUUUUGUGGGUGAAGCUUAUUGUACAGAUGAUUGUGUUGGUCAGUGUGAGAGCUGCCAGGGAGAACCAUGGAUUGAACGUCUAGCAGCAGAGUCCUUCUGUCGCUUGGCCACCAUUCUAACUGAUGGUCCAUUACGCGAUUGCAACUCUCUCAUUGACCCCAAGGUUUUUUAUGAAAAUUGCCUUCUGGACUACUGUUUGGGAAAAGGAUUGAAGAAAUUUCUAUGUAAGACAGCAGAGAUUUAUACAGAUGCUUGUCAGCAAGCUGGCAUUCAUGUGCACGACUGGAGACACAUCAUUGGCUGUCCUACCCCUAAAUGCCCGGCAAACAGUCACUUUGAGUCCUGUGCCUGUCCUGCUACCUGUGAGAAUCCCACUCCUUCUGCUGAAUGCAAAGCAAACUGUGUCGAGGCUUGCACUUGUGAUGAUGGAUACUUGUGGAGUGGAAACAAGUGUGUCCCGAAGUCUCAGUGUGGCUGUAUGUACAAAAGUGGAGGUGAGGAGCGUUACUUACAGGCUGGAGAAUCCAUCUGGGCUGAUGACAAGUGCACCAAAAACUGUACCUGCAACCCAACAAAUGGUCAAAUUAUUUGUGAAAAUGCACAUUGCCCAGUUGAAACAGCAUGCAAAGUUAAUAAUGGGAUCAGAGCCUGCCAACCACUCUCUCAAGCCACCUGUAAUAUCUAUGGAGAUCCUCACUACAACACGUUUGACAACAGCAGCUACAGCUUCCAGGGCACUUGUACUUACACUGCCGCUCAGGGCUGCCACCUGGAAGGAACACACCUCACUCCAUUUGCAGUGAUAGUAGAAAACGAGAGAUGGAAUGAGAUCCAAGCCAGUCCAAAUGUCUCUAUGGCCAAGGUUGUUGUUGUGGAGGUGUACGGCAUGAUAUUAGUGCUGAGAAGAAAUCAGCUACAUCAGAUUAUGGUUAACGGUAUCUUAACCAACAUCCCUGUAAAUCUCAAUGAAGGGGAGGUGAUAGUCCAACAGGAGGGCUAUUAUAAUGUCAUCAUUACAAACUUUGGUCUAAGAGUGGCCUAUGAUAUGAUUUACCACGUUAGUAUCACAGUCCCCAGCACCUACCUUGGAAAGACCUGCGGCAUGUGUGGAAACUUUAACGGUAAUAAGAACAAUGACUUCCAGUUACCAGAUGGGAAAGAAGCCAAAGAUGUGAAAGCAUUUGGAGCGGCUUGGAAAGUGGCCGUCCCCGGUGUCGUGUGUGAUGACGGCUGCAGUGGUGAUUUCUGUCCAAAUUGUACUGAUGCUAAGAAACUUGUGUUUGAAAAGGACUGUAGUAUUAUUACCAACCCCAAAGGUCCAUUUGCUGCUUGUCACAGCGUAAUUAACCCGGAGUCCUACUUCAGAGAUUGUGUUUAUGACGUCUGCAUGACUGAGGGAGAUCCACAUAUGCUGUGCCACAGUAUCGCUGCGUACAUGACUGACUGUCAGGGCUUUAACGUUCCUGUUAACAACUGGAGAACACCAACGUUUUGCCCUCUGAAAUGCCCUGAGAAUAGUACUUAUGAUAUCUGCGCCACAGCAUGUGACACACCUUGUCCUGGCCUCCUUGACGUCAUCAAGUGUAAUAUUCAGACCUGUCUCGAAGGCUGUAUCUGUAAACCUGGAUUCUUCAGCAAUGGGACAGGUUGUAUUAAAGAGGAUCAGUGUAGCUGUUAUGACAAUGGAAAGACCUUAAAGAUUGGCGAGGUUAUCAUCAAAGAUGAUUGUCAAGAAACUCUGACAUGUCAAAAAUCUGGUAUAGUGAAACAUGAAAGCAUGAAAUGUAACACUGAUGAAGUUUGCCGAGUAGAGAAUGGUGUUCGUGGAUGCUACCCGAAACAGUGCAUGUUGGAGGCUGCAGGCUCCUUCACCCUUUUCAAUGGAAGAACUUUGCUCAUCCCAUCUACAGGAGCUUUUGAUUUGGUGAAAAUAUGUGACGAUAUUGUUAUAGACGUUUGGUUCCGUGUGGUGGUGGUUUUGCAAGAGAGAACCGGGGUCGUCUCAACUGCAGCUGUUCAUGUCUUCUUUGAAAAUGUUUUUGUCACUGUUAGCAGCCAAGCUGAGAUUUGGUUCAAUGGUCUAAAGAUGACUCUGCCUACUAUGGAAAACAAUGGCGUAAUUGUUAAGGUCAUUGAUCAGACAGUGAUCAUUGAAAAGUCAUCUUCCCUUAGAUUGUCCUACAGUCUAUCGCAGGACGUCAGAAUCACAGUGAACGAAGGAAUUGCUGAUAAAAUUUGUGGUGCUUGUGGAACAUUUACCGGCUCUAUUACUAUUGAAAGCAUAAUGCUGUAUAUGGAUCAAUACAGAGCUCCUGAUUUUCCUACUUGCACCUUGUAAUGGGUAAAGAACUGCUUUUUCGUUCUGGAGGCUGAGAGCAUCAACCAAGCAACAAACAUCCGAUAAUAUACCACUUGAUUUUGUGCAUGAUUCUC
Neoarius graeffei (lesser salmon catfish) is the source of this 11101-nucleotide messenger RNA. Its product is annotated as IgGFc-binding protein-like. The record is from RefSeq and is a predicted model, not a curated record. NCBI's taxonomy places the organism in Eukaryota, Metazoa, Chordata, Actinopteri, Siluriformes, Ariidae. The transcript has 30 exons. The coding region runs from base 6 to 11006 and encodes 3666 amino acids.